AUGCAGGAUUCAAGCAACCAUGGACCAGCUGUACUUCCCGUUCAAUUCGUUGAGCGGCUGAUCUCCCGGCUGGGCCAGCAGCUUCCCCCAAGUCAACGCGCAACGGACUCGGCUAGUCCCCUCCCACCUGUUCUUCCGUCAGAUGCAAAGCCAUUGAUGUUGACCCUUCAUUGUCUGUUUCCCAACGAGCUGCUGCUGGCUCUGGACAUUCUGGACCGCGGCCUGGUGAGACGGCUUGCCCAGCAGGAUGCGAGCCAGGAGUCAUCAAAUCCGACGACAGAUCCGUCCAGGGUCGUGUUUUUCGUCAUCUCCGCGUCCGCGGCGCCGUCGACCUCGGCCAAAAAGCCGGUGCCCACACGCACAGGGCAAAUGGGCUAUGAGGUUAGGUUGCAGGCCUGGAAUUGCACUUGUCCGGUAUUCAUGCUGGCCGCAUUUCGCGAUCUCAGCUUCGGCUCCGCCCCAGAGAUGGAGCCUGCCAGACAUGCGGAAGGACCCCGGGACGGCGACGACGUGCCCAGAGUCAAAAGCCAGACCUGCUGCUACGCAUAUGGUGGGUGGUUGGCUGGCGAGCCGACCCGGACGUCGCCUCCGAUCUGUAAACAUCUUCUCGCUUGUCUGUUGAUGGCGCGUUGCCCUGGCGCAUUUGAGACCACGGCCCAAGAGGCCGACCCAGCCCUUGUUCCUGCGGAGGAGUUGGCAGGCUGGUGUGCCGGCUGGAGCGGAUGA
Messenger RNA from Aspergillus affinis, 726 nucleotides. RefSeq lists its product as uncharacterized. The record is from RefSeq and is a predicted model, not a curated record. The coding region runs from base 1 to 726 and encodes 241 amino acids. The transcript has a single exon. NCBI's taxonomy places the organism in Eukaryota, Fungi, Ascomycota, Eurotiomycetes, Eurotiales, Aspergillaceae.